AUGCCUGCCUCCGACCGCACUCAAGACUUCAGGCAGUCUUUAGACAGCCACCCGCCGUCUCCUAAACGACGCAAGACUACCGCUGAAGCCGAACGCGACCCCCAAAUCAUCUCGGGUAAAGACUUUCUUAAGGAAGCUUAUGUCGUUCUAAACCAUAUCACCACCCUUACGCGCAUGCUUGCCAACAUUAAGCGGCCAUAUCUCAACGUCGACUCCCGAAGUGGUUCCGCCCAGCACCACCAAUCCCGAACACUUGACUUUGAGGCUUCAGACUCAUCAUGGGCCUCCAUCCGCCAUCUGACCAAUCAAGAACGCGACCAAAUCGACCUGCAAGCGAAAACAAUUCUUACACGAUGCGCAGACCGCGUCAAAGAGCUAGAAGCUCUCGAAAAGCGACGGAUCGAGCUCGUGGCAAGCAAAACCAACCCACUCACCCGUUUCCUUCCGGCACGUCUUAGAGAAGAUGCGGCCACUCGUUCUGCAGAUUUUGUUGCAGCACACAGAGCGAGUAUCACUUGGUACCUCAACCGACGACUGACAGAGACGAGCCAAAGCCAGAAGGAAAUGCAGGAGGAGCGCGUGAAACGUGAACUUGAGCGUUCAAAGACACUCGGGUCAGGAGCUGCAAGAGAGAUGAUUUACGCGGACCCUAUAUUCGAUUCAGAGCCCCGACAAACGUCUGGGGGUGGCUGGGGGUCGAGUAUAAUUGCUGCAACAUUGGGUGCCCCAAUGCCCUCCGACUCUUCGCGUUCGCCUGCCAAGACCUAUGACAUUCGACCUCCUUCUGACGAUGACGAGGAUGAGGACGACAUCGAGCUUUCAGCAUCCCAAAUCAUGCAGUUUGAACAGGAGAAUGCGAAUAUCCUCCGAAGCGUUCAUGAUACACUGGAGUCCGUUCAACAGGCAGAGUCAAGGCUCAUGGACAUUAGCGCUCUGCAAAUGGAGCUUGUAACGCAUUUGACGAGGCAAACGGAGUUGACAGACCAGUUAUACGAGGACGCCAUUGCAACGACAUCGACAGUAGAAAAGGGCAACGUCCAGUUGAAAGAAGCCAAGAGGCGAUCCAGCGACAGUCGGCUGUUCAUUCUUGUUUUCCUCAUCGGAGCCAGUUUUGCACUGUUAUUCCUGCAUUUCUACUAG
Molecule: messenger RNA, 1140 nt
Organism: Mycena indigotica
Lineage: Eukaryota; Fungi; Basidiomycota; Agaricomycetes; Agaricales; Mycenaceae
Product: SNARE protein syntaxin 18/UFE1
Exons: 3
Coding region: 1-1140 (379 amino acids)
Biological process (GO): retrograde vesicle-mediated transport, Golgi to endoplasmic reticulum
Cellular component (GO): SNARE complex; endoplasmic reticulum
Source: RefSeq, a predicted model, not a curated record